AUGAUUGAAGGCGAAAUCAAAGGUACAUACGAGUUGUCAAAAGCGGCUGUAGCGGCCGCUAUAGCGGCGCUCCGUAGCGGAGCGGUGGCCUCCCGCGCGCUAACAUGGGGGCGCUUUUCUCUUCGCCGUUUCUCGUCGCCGUCUCUCUUCACCGUUUCCACCGUUUCCACCGUUUCCGUUUCACCUUUCCAGCAAGCACUCUUCUUCUUCUACUUAGCCAAUCAGCAAGGUACAACUCUAAUUCAGCAAGAAAAAUAUGGCAGCUUCUUCGUCGACACCGUCAGUAGCUUCAUGUGCUCCAACAUUCAAACCAACCAAUACAGUGGGGGAAUAAGUAGAGCCAAAAGGCAUCAAUUAGGAAUUACCGGUGAUGUAAUUUCUUGCACGAAAACACCCGACGAUGUUAAGGCUAUAUUACGUGUUGACAUGGUUGAUAAAGAGAGAAUUAAGAAAGGAAUACAAGAGAUUUCAGUGCAAUUGGAUGCGGAUGAUACAAUUGAUAUUGAGGAAAUACGUAGAAUUCGAACCGGAAAGAGGAUUGCGGAGAGUGAGAGCUCUUCAAUUGCUUUCAAGAAGACUAAAGGACCGUUGGAUUUGGUGUAUAAGAAGAGUAAGGACACAAGCAUCAACGAUGCGUGUGAUAAAGAAGCGAGGGCAAGAACCAUUCAAUAUAUUGGUCGCUUUUUUUAUACGUGUGGGGUUGCUUUUAACGUAGCACAUGCAAGAGCUUUUAAGUUGAUGUUGGAAGCCGUUGGAAGUUAUGGUCCUCAUUUGAAACCGCCAAGUUAUCAUGAACUCAGGGUUCCAAUCCUUCAGAAAGAGUUGGAAUAUACAAAAGAUUUGUUGAAAAACCAAGAGGUGCAAAGGAAUAGAUAUGGAUGUUCAAUUAUGUCGGAUGGUUGGACAGAUAGAAAAGGUAGAACAUUGAUUAAUUUCUUGGUCAAUUGUCCGGCGGGGACCAUGUUUGUGAGAAGUGUUGAUGCAUCAGACUAUGCCAAGACGGGGGAAAAGCUAGCCGAAUUAUUGGACACUUUUAUUGAGGAAAUGGGUGAAAAAAAUGUUGUUCAAUUGAUUACCGACAAUGGAAGUAAUUAUGUAGCGGCGGGUAAAAUAUUGUGUUUGAAGAGGCCUCACAUGUUUUGGACUCCAUGUGCUGCCCAUUGUAUAGACCUUAUGUUAGAAGACAUAGGCAAAAUUCCAAAGGUUAAAAAGGUUAUACAAAAAGGGGUUAAGGUUGUGGGCUACAUUUAUAACCAUACUUUUGCUUUAAAUCUAAUGAGAAAGACUACCGGCAAUGUUGAAUUGGUUAGACAAGGAGUGACAAGGUUUGCUACCCAUUUCCUUUGUCUACAAAGGAUGCAAGAACUAAAAGGCAAGCUUAGAGAGAUGUUUCUUUGUGAAGAAUGGACGACUUCCAAGUGUGCCAAAGAUGCCAAAGGACAAAGGGCAGCCACUACUAUACUUACGGCUUCAUUUUGGAAUGAUGUUCUCUACACUCUUAAGUGCAUGGCGCCUCUUGUAGAUGUGCUAAGAAUGGUUGAUAAUGAAAAGAAACCCGCAAUGGGAUACAUAUAUGCCUGUUUACAGUGA
This is a messenger RNA of Vicia faba (fava bean), 1590 nucleotides long. Lineage: Eukaryota; Viridiplantae; Streptophyta; Magnoliopsida; Fabales; Fabaceae. The record is from the annotation of a GenBank genome assembly.